CUUACAGCCGUUUUAUAUUAUGUUAUUUACAAAUUAUGUUAAAGAGUUUGAUAUUUAUAUUAAUGAUUAUGAUAAUUGUUAUGAAUGGUACAAAUGGAGAAUCGGAAGGAAUAUCUCUAUUGAAGCAGAAAAAGGCUCAAAAGACUAACAAAAACCGAUCGAGAGCUCAGUCCAGGGCUUCGGGCACUUCGACCGCCUUUUGGCCAAAUGGUGUCGUUUACUAUCAAAUCGACAAUUCCUUAUGUAUGCUUCACACCGACGGCUCAUUACAAAUGCUAUGCGAGGCAUACAGUCCCGCUCUUGCAUUGGGAGACGGAUGCUAUUCAUCGGUGGGCAAAGUGGGUGGCCGUCAGUACUUAUCGCUGGGCAACGGGUGUCACGACAUCGGGAGUGCGAUGCAUGAGAUACUGCACGCGCUGGGUUGGGGAGACGUCGGGUUUCACGGCUCACAUCAGGUGAAGACACCAAACAUAGACCUAUUGGCCGGAAGUGGUAUUCUUUUAAACAACUAUUACGUGUCUCCCAUUUGUUCGCCGUCGAGAAGCGCUAUCUUAACGGGUUAUCAUCCCAUCCAUACCGGUCUACAGCACGACGUCUUCAACGGCGCCGAACCUUUCGGAACUCCUCUUCAAUACAAACUACUUCCACAACAUCUGAAGGAUUUGGGUUAUGAGACACACGCUGUGGGCAAAUGGCAUCAGGGAUUCUUCACUAAGGAUUAUAUCCCAACUCAGAGAGGGUUUGAUUCACAUUUCGGGUAUUGGACGGGACAUGAAGACUAUUAUGACAGGACUUCUAUGGAAAACUGGUGGGGAAUCGACUUCAGAGACAAUGAAAAGCCGGCAAACCUUACAGAAUAUGAGGGCAUUUAUUCAACAGAUAUUUACACAAAUAAAGCCAUUGAUAUAAUUAAUGGGAGAUGUAAUUCAACAAAACCUCUGUUCCUAUAUCUGGCCCAUCAAUCGGUUCACGCGGGGAAUAUAAUGGAUUCACUUCAGGCGCCGCAACAAUAUAUCGAUCGAUUUAAAUACAUCGAAGACUACAGAAGACGAACAUUUGUAGCGAUGGUAUCGGCUUUGGAUGACUCGGUUGGAGAGGUCUUCUCCGCCCUCCAGAAGGCGAAUAUAUUAAACGAUACGAUCAUUAUAUUCACGACAGACAACGGGGGCGCCACUGGAGGGACAGCCGGAUGGAGUAUUGAUGACAGUAUUGGAUCAAAUUGGCCGCUAAGAGGCGCAAAAUACACGCUAUGGGAGGGAGGGAUUCGCGGCAUUGCUUUCAUAUGGAGUCCAUUCUUAAGAAAGACAUACAUUAGUGACCACUUAAUGCAUGUCACAGAUUGGUUGCCCACAAUAUACAGCGCAGUCGGCGGUAAAACUCAAGACUUGGGACCCAUUGAUGGCAUUGAUAUGUGGAAUAUUCUUAACAAUAAUUUACAGAAUCCAAGAAAAUCUUUAUUGCAUAAUAUAGACCCCAUUUGGGAUGUUUGGGCGCUCAGGUAUGGCGACUAUAAACUAAUAUCGGGGACAGUAUAUAACGGAGAUUUUGACGGUUGGUUUUUACCCCCCGGAGAAGCAAAUGAAACAACAACUGUAGAAAAUUUGGUUGUUUCCCAAAAUUUGCAAAUUAAUUACAGAAAAUCAAAAGUUUAUAAAACAUUAAAACGAUUAAAUUUCGACUCAAUUAGAGUGAAGGAUAUUGUGUUGAAAUGUAACUCAUCUUUGAUGACAGACUGCGAGCCGACAAUAACUCCAUGUCUUUUCAACAUAAAGUCAGAUCCGUGUGAAUAUCACAAUAUAUACCAACAAAAUCCAGAUAUUGUCAAAACAAUGCUAAACGUAUUGAAUACAUAUAACGCAAGUGCUGUCCCGCCGGGCAAUCAGCCCGUAGACAAUGACGCAAAUCCUGUUUAUCAUAAUUACAUCAUAGGUUGGGGAGACGUCGGGUUUCACGGCUCACAUCAGGUGAAGACACCAAACAUAGACCUAUUGGCCGGAAGUGGCAUUAUUUUGAACAACUAUUACGUGUCUCCCAUUUGUUCGCCGUCGAGAAGCGCUAUCUUAACGGGUUAUCAUCCCAUCCAUACCGGCCAACAACACGAUGCAUUGGGUGCUGCCGACCCCCGAGGAAUACCACUUCAAUACAAACUACUUCCACAACAUCUAAAGGAUUUGGGUUAUGAGACACACGCUGUGGGCAAAUGGCAUCAGGGUCACUUUAAAAGAGAUUAUAUCCCAACUCAGAGAGGAUUUGAUUCACAUUUCGGGUAUUGGACGGGACAUGAAGACUAUUAUGACAGGACUGCUGUCGAGAACUGGUGGGGAAUUGACUUUAGAGACAAUGAAAAGCCGGCAAACCUUACAGAUUAUGAGGGAAUUUAUGCGACAGAUAUUUACACAAAUAAAGCCAUUGAUAUAAUUAAUGGGAGAAGUAAUUUAACAAAACCUUUGUUCCUAUAUCUGGCGCACCAAUCGGUUCACUCGGGAAAUACAAGACAACCCCUUCAGGCGCCGCAACAAUAUAUCGAUCGAUUUAAAGAUAUCAAAGAUAUGAGACGAAGAACUUUUGCAGCGAUGGUUUCGACUUUGGAUGACUCGGUUGGAGAUGUCUUCUCCGCCCUCCAGAAGGCGAAUAUAUUGAACGAUACGAUCAUUAUAUUCACGGCAGACAACGGGGCGGCCACUGGAGACACUGCCGGUAUGUUUGAUGACAGCAUUGGGUCGAAUUGGCCGCUAAGGGGCGCCAAAUAUACCUUAUUUGAGGGCGGGAUUCGUGGCACUGCUUUCAUAUGGAGUCCAUUAUUAAGACAGACAUACAUUAGUGACCACUUAAUGCAUGUCACCGAUUGGUUGCCCACAAUAUACAGCGCAGUCGGCGGUCAGACUGAAGACUUGGGACCCAUUGAUGGCAUUGAUAUGUGGAAUAUUCUUAACGAUAACUCUCAGAAUCCACGAAAACAUUUAUUGCAUAAUAUAGACCGCGACAAUCAUAUGGAUGUUUGGGCGCUCAGGUAUGGCGACUAUAAACUCAUAUCGGGAACAGUAUUUGGCGGACGUCUAGACGGUUGGUAUUUGCCUCCCGGAGAAGUAAAUGAAACAAACGAUAAUAAUUAUGUCACUCAUCAAAGUCUGCAAAAACAUUACCUAAAUUCAAAAGUAUAUCAAACUCUCAAACGAUUAAAUGUCGAUUCAAUUGAAGUGAAAGAAAUUAUUGUGAAAUGUAACGCAUCCCUGAAGACAGACUGUAAGCCUACAGUAAAUCCAUGUCUUUUCAACAUUAGAUCAGAUCCGUGUGAAUACAACAAUAUAUACCAAAAAAAUCCAGAUAUUGUUAAAACAAUGCUAAACAUAUUGCAUAUUUAUAACGCAAGUGCUGUCCCGCCGGGCAAUCAGCCCGAAGAAGAUAAAGCAAAUCCUAUUUAUCAUAAUUACAUGUGGGAUAUUUGGCGU
Messenger RNA from Medioppia subpectinata, 3449 nucleotides. The record is from the annotation of a GenBank genome assembly. Lineage: Eukaryota; Metazoa; Arthropoda; Arachnida; Sarcoptiformes; Oppiidae.